Molecule: messenger RNA, 4988 nt
Organism: Odontomachus brunneus
Lineage: Eukaryota; Metazoa; Arthropoda; Insecta; Hymenoptera; Formicidae
Product: zinc finger and BTB domain-containing protein 49-like
Exons: 3
Coding region: 1405-3117 (570 amino acids)
Cellular component (GO): nucleus
Source: RefSeq, a predicted model, not a curated record
ACCGGAAAAGAUGGCCGAAUGGUCGGUUGACGUUGUCUCACUUAACCUCGUUCUAGUAUCCGCUAGGUGCGUGUAAGUCGACUUCGCCCCGUAGUCGUGUGUGGUCGUGUAGGAGUAACAGCGGCUUGGAGGGAGACGGACAGGUGUUUAUCUCUGGCUGAAUUGUGCGGGAUAGUUCGGUGUGAAAGUUUCACGGUAGCAUCGUACGCGCGAUCCGGGAGCAAGGCAGAGAAACAUCGUCCCUCGUAGGUCCGUUUAAUUGGCGAUUGCGCGCACGCGCCACAUCCUCAAUCCGUCCGCGCUCCCUCGUUCUCCUCGUCCCUCUCCUUUUCCGCCCCCUCUCGCUCUGUCCCUCUUGCGCCUCGACACCCGCGCUUCACGCGUGCAAUUGCCGCCAUAGUUGAUGCAUCGUUCGAUAGAAUAUUCAUAGCGGCGCGUUCCGUGACUAGCUAAGCGCAGUCUCGAUCGAGAGGACCGAUCGUGAGACGAGGAUGCGGCUGUGACUUUAGCCAGAGACGAGGUCGAGCGAGACCGAGUGGAGUUGCGUGCGAGCGAGCAAGAGGGAGGCAGAGAAAGAGAAAGAAAGAGCGAGCUCGAGCGCGCGACGACGCGACGCACGGAGAAACGGUGCGCAACGGCGCGACUCCGUUGGACUUUCCAGGAGAGCGGCGCUCAGGCUCGCGGAGUCAACGCGUGGCCACCGUAGUGUCGAGCGGUUAUGUACCGUUAGCACGAAUUUAUUCCAUUGGCCGGCUCGCGGGCGAGAUAUCCACGCUUGCCUACCUACCGACCGAGAAGGAGCGAGUUACUACGUUCGAUCGCAGUCGGCUGUCGUAAAACCCGGAAACGAAGUGCACGUCCCUCUGUUGAACGAGAACUCAUUGCGCGCGCGAGCAAGAGAGAAAGAGAUACAGAGAGCACGCACACACGUACGCAUAUAUACACGCAAAACGAGAAAGAGGCGAACGGGAAAGAGAGAAAGAGACAGGCAGAAGUGAGGAGAGAGAGAAAGAGAGGACGAACGGCAGUGUGCGAGCGCGAAUUUAUCGCGGAGUCACUCUCGAGCUCUCUUGGAGUUUCCGUUAGAGGAAACGCGCGCGCGUGUCUCGUCCACAUACGCCAGCACGUAUGACGUAUGCACCGACAGCGACAGACGCGGCGAGUACAUCGGCCAGCAGCGUUGUGCACGUAGAAAUGAGAAAGUCGUUGCCGUCGCGCUGAGGAUUGGGAACGACGACGCAAGCCAGACGGACGAUUUCCGUACUAAGCGGAGCUACCAGGAGAACGAAGGCGGCGACAGUAGCAGCGGUACGCUGAGCCGAGCGCGCACGGAAAAUCGUUGCUGCUGCUUCUUGGCUUGCUGGUCGGCUCACCUACCUGCACGUACAAGAGUGACGCUGUAAGAUGAAUUUUACACCAUUCACUGGAUUCACGACGCCGGGCACUGUUCAUCAGUUCGCCACGGCGAAAUUCGCACAAAAUCUGACAACUGGUGGGCAGGUUGUUGGAGUAUUAUCCGGUGGUGAAGGUGGAGUCCACUACUUGAGGCCAGUUGACCCGAACGGCUUUGCUGUCGCGCAAAGUGGCAACAAUCAACAACAGCAAAUCAUCACGUUGCCUAUUACCGUGCCGGGUAAAGAUGGCACGCAGCAACAGCAAACAGUUCAGAUACAAGUUGUCAAUCCUAGUGUGUCGCAGGGUGGAAACAGCAGCGACCAACCAAAGUAUCAUUUGGCACCGAUAUCAUUGGGUCAGUUCCCACAAGGGGCAGCUACCGUUCUCACUGUAGCCUACAGUCAACAAGGCGCGGAUGGAGUCCAAAUUCAAGUACAACCGCAAAACACCGUGGCGACUACGCAAACGUCUGAUCAAACGACACAGAGCACAUCUACCGCCGUGACUACUACGUCCCAACAGACUAUCCAGCAAACUGUACAACUACCAGGAGCACCUGAAGGGUUGACCGUAGUCGCGCAGAUUCCACAAGAUUUAAUACUGCGAGAGAGCAUAGAGGAGUCCAAGGAAGAUGUGAAGGAAGGUACAACACCGGUAGCUCUUAUUAAGCGAGGUAGUGUCAAGAGUCAAGGUAAUCAGAGCGGUGAAGAAUUCAUUACCUCUAUGCCUACCAGCUGGCAGAGUCUUGCUGCUGGUUCUGCUCAAGUCGCUGACUAUCUGUCUCGACUGCCUACCAGUACCUUGCCCAUUAGUUUGCAACAUUUUCUCAAAUUCUCCGCGGAGACUAUAAAGCGAGAAGCAACUAUUGAGUCUAGUCCGCUCGGAGCGGAUGGUUUAGACACUUCUGGUGGCGCAACUUCGGGUGAGCAAGCUGUCCAGAUUACAGUGGCUGGGGGAGAAACUGCGAUCAUUCCUGAUGUUGUGGAGGAAGAGCCGGGAACGAAACCGAAACGUAAAAAGAAAUACAAGAAGAAACCUCCAAAGCCAAAAAAACCAAAACCGGGGCAAGUGAGCAUAGUUACCGCUCUGGACGGCACAACUCUGUUUUGCUGCCCUCAAUGUAAUAUGGCAUAUCCAGAGAAGGAGAGCCUGGAGCAGCAUCUGAUUGGACACAAGAUUGAAAGGCGAUUCAUCUGCGACAUUUGCGGCGCUGGUCUUAAACGGAAGGAACAUUUGGAACGGCACAAGUUGGGCCAUAAUCCUGACAGACCCUUCAUCUGUUCCGUUUGCAUGAAAGGUUUCAAACGAAAAGAACACUUGAAUCUUCAUUUCGUCAUACAUUCUGGACAAAAAACUGAGGUCUGCACCGAGUGUGGUAAAGCGUUUUAUCGCAAGGAUCACCUGAGGAAGCACGCGAGAUCGCACCUCGCCAAGCGUGCCAAGGAAGAUCCAUUAAACACAAGUGACUCCUCGCAAAAUCAACAGACAGACCAACAGCAACAGCAAGUGGAGCAAUUGCAGCAGCAAUCCUCGGUGCCCGAGUUGCAGCAAAUCCAGAUACAAGUAGGACAAGGAUCUCAGGCGCAGAUUCAUCAGAUCUCCGUUAGCGAGCAAUCCACCGUAGUUUUGCCUACAGCCGCUGAAACUGGAGCUAUGACUUUGCUUCAUCAUCAACAACAGCAGCAACAACAGCAACAACAGUCGCAGCAGCAGCAGCAUUAGCAACAGCAUACCGCCCCGACUCAAUUCGGGCGGUAUUUUCGUUUCAAUCAUCAACAAGCUAGAGGACGUGCAAAACCUGGCGUACUCGUUGAUUAAGUUCUUCUUCUGAGCAAUAGGCAAAUUGAUGUAACUUAACUUAAUGCAAGUUCCGGUAGUCAUCACUGUUGCCUAGUUGAUGAUUUUACGAACCCUCUCCAUUUUAAAACGCCUCCGUUCCUUUGAAGUAAAUGACAUUAUUGUCCUUUGUUCGUCGACAAGCCAAUUGGAAUUUUUGAAUCUACGCACGCCGCUGGCUUGUAUAAUUUUUUUUAGCUAAACAUAUAGCUCAACAAUGGCGUGUAACUACUCCAUAAGUUGCGGUGUCAUUCUGAGCUGUACCGAUGAAAUUCGUUCGUUACACGAUAUAUACGAGUUUCUCUUUAACGUACACGUUGUAGCGUACGUGGAAAGAAGCGACAGCAUCCGCUCGCCUCGGACAUAACGUUUUUCGUCGCUAAUCCAGUUCCAUGACGCAAGUUAGAGAUAAAUGAAAAAGUUUAUAUAAAUAUAUAAAUAUAAAAAAUAUAUUUUUGAAAGCGCGGACUGGAUUCGCCGGAGGUGAGAAGGCAAUCGAGUUUUGGGCUGAAAAUAAUUCGCUUCUACCGAUAGUAAAAUACGUAAACGGAAGGAAAAGUUAACGGGAAAGAAAAACUAUGGAAAGGGAGGAGAGUUGUAAAUACGGGGCGCGGCUUUUCACCCCCCUGACGAGAGUAGAACAUUUUGUCGUACGAAUACUAGCGCAGGGUGGAUAUUAUUUAUUUCUCUUGUACAACACAAUCGCGUGACCCAAAUGAGAAAAAUUCAUCGGUGAAUCAUCAUGUUUAGUCUAAUCAUUUUUUUUUUUUAAGAAUAUAUCGAUGCAUGUGCUUAUAUUUUUGUAUAAUUUCGAUCAUUGUGUAAUGCUUGUAUGCAGGGUGUUUCAGAGAGAAAGAAAAAAAAGAGAGAUUGUCAAAGGCAGGUGCGUACUCUAUUCGUUACAAGGAUGAAGACAAUGCGUAUGCGAAUCCAUAACUGACUGAUCAAGCGACAUAAUAGCAGAAAUCGCGCGAUCACUAAAAGAUUCUCUAAGAAUAUCUACCUGAAAUUUGGCCACCUACUUUAGAAGCACCCUGUGUUCCUCUCGCAGACACCAAAUAUCGACAAUUUGGUCGAGCGAUCCAGUUCAUAAGAAAAUUGUGUCAAACAUUUAUUAAAGAACGCAAGAUCGUGAGAUAAUCACAUCGGAUAAGAAGCAGAUAUCGCGUUUAACAUGUAUACUGCCAAGUUUGACAUGUGACGCGGCAAUAACUAUUCGUUCCGGUGAUAUUUGUUAAACACGAUGACGAGAAUGGCGUUAACUUUUUAGAUAUAAAAUGGUCGAAACAUACUGUAUAUGGAAACUUGUGCAUUUACGUUAUAUUUAAAUCGUAAACAAUACAGAUAGGACGUUCACGAAUAGUAAUUAUUUCACGAUCCAAUAAGGCUUUAUCGAUUUGUGUUUUACUCGGUUGGUUCGUAGUGGUUGAAGGAGAGGUCGAUGCAUGUUCCUAUCACGUAUGUGAUGUGGAUAAAAAGGGCGUUGAAUAAUGAAUGGAUAAUUAACCAAAUCGACCGAUCGCGAUUCACCUGAUAAAAAAAAAGCUCUUUCAUAAAGAUGUAUGUAUACAACAAAUUCUUACAGUAUCGCAAUUAAAGGCAAUGGGUAUAAUUGUACAAGAAAUAUUAUUAUUUUAUUAUUAUAAUAUUAUAGUGCUAUAAUUAUCGUAGAUAGAUUAGUACAUAAGUCAUUUUCAUUGUUACUUACAUUAAUACUGCAGAAAAAAAGAACUAAAAUAAAUACAUUUAAUACAAAA